AUGGCUUUGCGGUGCGCUCGUGAACGGGCGCCGUCCCUGAUGGAAGGCCCGCUGUUCGCCGCCGCGCCUCAAGCCGCCGCCGCCAGCUUCUUUGGCGCCAACUCUACCUCCACUGCUCAAUCUGUUGCUGCUACUGCCGCCACAGGACCUCGUAAUCAUAGUACUGCCUCUAGGCACCUAUUCUCUUCCAGCAAUCCGUCCUCGACCGGCACCGAAGUGCUCGGAAAUUGCUGGACCUCGGAGGACACUUGGCAUAACGUCUACAGUUGGAUUAAUAGCACUCAGAAUUGCAACGAUUCCGAAGGCGACAGCGUACGCUCAUCCAGCUCUUCUCAUCUACAGUCAAGCCCAAAACAGUCUGCAUGGCCAAUUGAUGACUCGCACCUCUUCGAACCUCUUUUUGACUCCACCUAUGCGCAUUUGAACCAGGAUAGAAAACAUUUUGAUGUCACCUUUGACCGCCCUACAGCACGUCAACCAACGCCACCGGUUGUUGCAAAACCAUGCGCUGAAUAUAACCUCAUCCAGGAACUGCUGAAAUUGAACAUCCAUCAGCCAGCUGCUUCUGAAUGGGGCCUUCCAGAUGCCGGUCUCGGUCAUCGAGAGGCGGCGGCAGCAGCCGCAUAUCGCCCUACUCCAAUCCAGAGACCGCCGCAAGUGGAAGCUUGGAACACGCGACAAGAAGAGCAGGACGUGUUCUCGCAAAUGAAUAACAACGAUAUGAGCUACUUCCUGCCGCGUCUCAGCCAACAAGUGCAACGUGAAGCGAUUUUGAGACGGAACAAUGCUGUUAUGGAGUCGCACGCAAGACUCGAGGAGUGCUGUGAGGAGUACCGUCAACUCGAGAAGGAACGUAAGCAAACUGAAGCCGAACUGGCCAGACAUAAUCUCGGCAAGAAGAUUAGUUCCUCCAACGGUCUGCCAAUUCCACGUCUGCCCACUGCCCCAUCACGUGUGGAUCGGCUUAUAGUGGAUUUUUUCCGUGAACAUGCUCGUAUCACGACGCUGUUAUCGAAGAUGGAACAACUUCGAGGUGCCCCAUUACCAAGCCCAGUUCAUCAGGCACUUAAAGAAUUGCUCGAAGCUGUCACUGUCCUACAGCAUUGCCGUCAUCAUGAGCGUACAGCAAUUCUGCAACAGUUACGCGGUGAAACAGUGAGAUAUGACGAGGAGAAAGAAACAGCUAGUCUGACGCAGGCGUUAAUUGCCGUGCGACGAGCUGCAUGUCGAGCACGUGCGGUAAAUUGGUGCUCUUUGGUGUGGACACUUGGCCCAGAAGAUGUGGUGCAGAAAUCGCAAGUAGAACGCUUGGUCGCUUCGGAUUUCUCGGUUGGACCGCCACCGAUCCGUCCUCGUCCGCUGAAGAACUAA
Necator americanus (New World hookworm) is the source of this 1371-nucleotide messenger RNA. RefSeq lists its product as uncharacterized. Gene Ontology annotation, cellular component: cytoplasm; nucleus. The transcript is spliced from 5 exons. Gene Ontology annotation, biological process: meiotic cell cycle; female meiosis I; mRNA stabilization. NCBI's taxonomy places the organism in Eukaryota, Metazoa, Nematoda, Chromadorea, Rhabditida, Ancylostomatidae. Bases 1 to 1371 code for a protein of 456 amino acids. The record is from RefSeq and is a predicted model, not a curated record.